AUCAAUCAUUUCUCCCUCUCUGGCUGCAUUCUUGCAGCCAUUGAGAAAUACUGUGUGAGCUGUGAUUGGUCACAGCUUGUCACAUGGUACAAGGCUUUUGUGAAUGGCCUUGUACCAUGUGACCUCUGUGAUCAUUCACAGAUUUCACACGUAGUAAGCAAUGAUGUCACAAGUGACAUCUUGCUUACUACCAUGGAUCAUGGCCAAUUAGUGAUCACAUUUCAUGAUUUGUUUCACAGA
Molecule: messenger RNA, 240 nt
Organism: Staurois parvus
Lineage: Eukaryota; Metazoa; Chordata; Amphibia; Anura; Ranidae
Source: the annotation of a GenBank genome assembly